Messenger RNA from Amaranthus tricolor (Joseph's coat), 933 nucleotides. RefSeq names its product sesquiterpene synthase 2-like. The transcript is spliced from 6 exons. The coding region runs from base 1 to 933 and encodes 310 amino acids. The record is from RefSeq and is a predicted model, not a curated record. Gene Ontology annotation, molecular function: magnesium ion binding; terpene synthase activity. NCBI's taxonomy places the organism in Eukaryota, Viridiplantae, Streptophyta, Magnoliopsida, Caryophyllales, Amaranthaceae.
AUGGUAUUGAACGAAGAGUUUGAACCUAAGUACUCAUACGCAAGGAUGUGUUGGAACAAAUGGUUCAAGAUUAUAUCCAUAAUCGAUGACAUCUAUGACUCAUAUGGACUGUUAGAAGAGCUCGAAGUCUUCACAGAAGCAAUUCAAAGGUGGGACAAAAGUUGCAUUGAUCAGCUUCCUGAUUACAUGAAAUUGUUUUAUGAAGCGAUGCUCGACACAGACGAAGAAAUGGAGCAAGAAUUAGCCAAAGAGGGACGAUCCUAUGCUGUUUAUUACGCCAAAAAACAAGUAAAACUGAAAAGCCAAGCUUACCUACAAGAAGCAAGAUGGCGUCAUGAAAAGUAUGUUCCAACAUACGAUGAGUAUAUGAAGAAUGCCAUUUUCAGCUCUGGAUCCUUGUUCGUCACUGUUACAACUUAUCUUUGUAUGGGGAAUAUACCAAAUAAGGAUUCUUUUGAAUGGCUCCACCAUAAUUCAAGGGCUCCAAGAGCUUCAUCUGUACUCACUAGGCUUGCUAAUGACAUUUCAGGCCAUAAGCUUAUUUUGAUACAUUUAGAGGAUUGGGAAGUCAAACCAGCCAAUGCUACUGUUUGUUCGAUGAAAAGAGACUAUGCUAGUACAUCUGUGGAAAGCUAUAUGAGCCAAUUUGGGAUUAUCUCCGAGGAAGAAGCUUACAAGCACUUACAAAUGCAGAUGGAGGAAGCAUGGAAAGACAUAAGCACAGACAUGCUUGGACCUACAAAUGUUCCAAUGCCUAUUGUCCAACGAGUAAUCAACCUAUCAAGAGUUUUAUGUGAUUUUUAUUCUAUUGGUGAAGAUCGAUACACUAUGGGUAAGUGUAUGAAACCAAGUAUUACUUCUGUUCUUACAGAUUCCUUAUGUAUAGACAAAUAUACUGUAAGAGUUUUCUUUUGUUCUUGUUGUAACUUGUAA